AUGGCUCAUUCAGACUCAUGCGCUGUCAAUGCUGACGGUUCUCUCAAGGAUGCCAAGGACAUUGUCUUCUACCACGAUCCCGAUGAUUCUGUCCCCCUUGACACCACAUUGUCUGCCCCCCAGCCAUCAUCAUCUACUAAUCCUCCUCAAGAUGCCUUCUCUAUGCUACUGAAUACUGGGUGCAAACCAACACCAGUUACAGCUGGUGCUCAACGAUCCAUUCGCACCUCUAAGCCAUCUGCUCGCCUCUGGGAUGCUGAGAACAUUUAUUCAACCUCAACCUCCACCAGCUCAACAAACCGCAAACGUGCAUUGUCUAGCACUACUGAACUUCAACUUCAACUGGCUCACAAAAAAGUUUUCUCGUGUCUAUUGUCAGAUGAGGAUAGCCUUGAUGAUGACGACGCUGGUCAUGACACUGAUCCUUUGAAGGACUAG
This is a messenger RNA of Suillus fuscotomentosus, 438 nucleotides long. RefSeq lists its product as uncharacterized. The transcript has a single exon. Bases 1 to 438 code for a protein of 145 amino acids. Lineage: Eukaryota; Fungi; Basidiomycota; Agaricomycetes; Boletales; Suillaceae. The record is from RefSeq and is a predicted model, not a curated record.